Messenger RNA from Pelobates cultripes (western spadefoot toad), 2090 nucleotides. The record is from the annotation of a GenBank genome assembly. Lineage: Eukaryota; Metazoa; Chordata; Amphibia; Anura; Pelobatidae.
AUGUCACCCCCCAAACAGCUGAAGAUCAUGGACGCGGUGAAAACCCGGAAUAAAGACCGGAGAAAAGACAAACAAGAUGGCGGCGACACACCUGGCUUGUCGGACGACCAGUCAGAUGCUGAAUCAAUCUCCUCCAAACUAUCGGACUCAAUGAUCACAGAACGAAGUCUGCACAGAAUGCUGCAAGAUCUCCGCUCUACCAUUAGGAAGGAUUUCCUACAAAUUGACAGUGAACUGAGGAAGGAAAUCACAACACUGGGCGAAAGAACUAGCCAUCUUGAAAACAAAUCCGACGAGCUGUGUGUAGCUCACAAUGAAGUUGUUGAUAAACUUCAGAAACUCUCAGAAGACAACAAUAUGCUUCAAUUAAAAUUAGCAGAUCUAGAGGAUAGAUCCAGAAGGCAGAACGUAAGAUUCAGGGGUAUACCGGACGAUAUAUCCCACGAUGCUCUUCCUGCUUAUAUACUAUCUAUUUGUAAAAUCUUAGUUCCAGACUUACCAUACUCUGCAUGGACUUUUGACCGCAUGCACAGACUUCCACGCCCGGCACGUAUGGCACAAGAUGUCCCUAAAGACACUAUUGUGAAGUUUCACUACUUUGCACACAAGAACACUCUGCUCAACGCAGCAAGAAAGGCAGGCACUCUACCUGACCCCUUUCGAAAUAUAUUCCUAUUUGCUGAUCUGUCAGCUUCCACUAUGGCACGUAGAAAAGAAUUUAUAACCAUCACCAAAACCCUACGCAAUAAUAAUAUCUCCUACAAGUGGGGUUACCCAACAAAACUCCUGGUCUGGAGACAAGGCAGAACACUGGUUAUAACCGAACCAACCGAAGGCAUGAAGAUAAUCACCUCCUGGGGGCUUUGGAAUGCAACCACGACAACUUCACAUGCCGCACAAGCAACAGACCUCUCCCCGAAGAAACUUCAAGCGGAUUGGAAUAUGACGGGAUCGUCUACUACAAAACCAUGAACUGCCUAUUAACUCAACAUUCGCGGGAAGCGAUGAGUAUAACCUAUACUGCAAUAUGCUGACAAGUUCUCAUGUUCAAUUGUUCUCUCUUUAUUCUUUACUGUGUAAUAUGUCAUUACGUUUGCAUUGAAUGUCAGCAUAAUUGACUCUAAAACUUAGUUAAGUUAUAUGCCUUAACUCAUUUUUAGGGAGUAGAUACUAUGAAAAUGUGGCAAUGCAUAAUUGUACACGCCAGAUAUGAAGUGCACAUUGCGACAUGGACCCUUUCAGUUGUGCCUAUUAGCCUGGUUCUCCGUGAUCGCUCACGAUCACCAUGUGUCACUCAGCACAGAUUCUGAUUUUAAUUGCGGGUGAAAUUCUAAACCCAGUACUCCUGUACUUGGACUGAUGUCCAUAAAAUGGUAGAUUAACAUCAUUGCACCUAGUAAAUGCAGCAUAUAAGUAAAAUCACCGCCUAUCUGAAUAUGAGCGAUUAAACUAACUUAAAACCGUGCAACAAUAUACUACCAAUCCCAACUUACUUUAGAAGGAAUGAGCGCACGCGCUGGUAUCACCAAAAAGUUUAUUAAACAUAGUAUUUUUCUUUAGCUUACUUUAUGUUCCUUCCUUGGAUAAAUCCUAAUCUAUGACUUUAAAACGGCAAAAAGCGUUGCAGCUGCAUGCACCAUGUCGCAGGUACACGUUCCCAAAUAAUAGCUUUCACAAGUGCAUAUGCUCUGACUGUAUAUAGUGCUGGGCGCCGUAUGCAGGUCAGAAACAACAACCCUUCACCUACCAGCAUACGGUGCAACCCGCCUUAUUGUAUUUAUUUUACUUUAUUUUAAUUUUUUAUUUAUGUGUACACUUUAUAUUCGCUAGUCAUGUCUUAUGGUUUUACAGUUAAGUGGCCGAGUCCUAUAUUCAAUGGGAGAGGAAGGACAUCAUAGACGAUUGAGCGUAGACGAAUCACUAUUCGGCAACGUCGUCCUUCCAAAACCCCCCCCCCCCUCUCUAGCUUAGUAUCACCACUACCCGGUUGUCAUAUUGAUAUCACCAUCCCGUGUUUCAUGUCACGCUCUAAUAGAAUUCGGAAACCGUUCGCCUGCCGAACGCAUCCUCUAGCUCUGGUGACACGUUAG